This is a messenger RNA of Drosophila grimshawi, 3245 nucleotides long. Its product is annotated as coiled-coil domain-containing protein 102A. Gene Ontology annotation, cellular component: myosin complex. The record is from RefSeq and is a predicted model, not a curated record. The transcript has 9 exons. NCBI's taxonomy places the organism in Eukaryota, Metazoa, Arthropoda, Insecta, Diptera, Drosophilidae. Bases 136 to 1680 code for a protein of 514 amino acids.
UGCACGAACAGCUGUUUUCUAUAUUUUCUGUAUACAACUUUAUCAAAAAGUGCAUAGGCAAAAUGCAAUUCAGUUAAACGCAGAAAUCCAAAUAAAUAUACAUUGAAAAUAAAUACGUGCAUAAAAAGCAACGAAAUGUCACAAGUGACGUCGUCAACGGCACAAAGUGCAGUUACCGCCCAAUCGGUAAGCAGGCGGUUGCCCAACAGCGAUGCUGCCGUUUGCGUGGGUGUCGGCGGAGUUGGAUAUGGCGAAACCGAAUGGGAGGCACGCGAGUCUCAGCGCCAGCGGGAGUUGCAUGAAGCGCGCGCCAGAGCUGCCCAGAUGGAAAAAACCAUGAAGUGGUGGUCCGAUUGCACCGCCAACUGGCGCGAGAAGUGGAGUAAGGUGCGCAACGAGCGUAACAAGGCUCGCGAGGAAUCCAAACAGUUGAAUAUCAAACUGGACGUCGCCAUGAAGGAGGCAUAUUCGCUGAAGCGUGAGAAAAAUGAUCUGGAGCUGCAGAUAACGCAGCUGAAGAAGGAAAUGGAAAAGGUGCACACGCUGAUGAUGAAACACGCCGGGCAAUUCCAUCGUGCCGAUACCAAUGAGGAUGCCGAAGCCAAUGGGCGGGAUGCCAAUUGCUCGCCGGAUAUCUCAUCGGAUGGCUUGAAAAAUGUGAACAGUGAGGAUGGCUUGGUCACCAAGCUGCCCAGCGAUGUCAAGGAUCUGGACAUUGAGGAGUUUGCACUUAAGGGCGCCAUGCCCAAGCACUUGACCGAUUUGGAUGAGGCUGCUGCCGCCGAGGAGAAGCGCCUAAUACAACAGCUAUCGAAGGAUGACUUCGACGAGGACUAUUUGCUGCAAAAGAUAUCCAUGCUGCAGCUGCGUUUGGAUGAGGCACAAAAAACCCUACAGGCAGAGCGAGAUGAAAAGCACGAGCUGCACAAGAGUAUUGAGAAGCUGGCGCUUGAGCUGCAGGAUGUGCGUGGACGCCAGGAGGAGUUGCGUUCUGCCAAGCAGGAAGCGGUGCGCGAACUUCUAACAUUACAGGAACAACAUCGCGCUGAGAUGCGCAUUGUGAACAACUCGCUGCAGGAGGAAAUAGCAGCACGCGAAAAUCUGGAGCGUCGGCUCAGUGAGCUGCGCACAGAGCUGGAGCAUUUGCAAGCCGAAAACGCUUCGGAAUGGGGUAAACGCGAGCGUUUAGAAUCUGAGAAGUUAGCUCUUGAGCGGGAUAACAAGAAGUUGCGUGCCGAGCUGCGUGACUAUCAGGAGCGUUCGGACCGCAAAUGUCGGCCGAUGCAGGCCAACGAUGUGGAGCUGCGGGCGCUGCAACAGGAGCUGUCGGAGCGCAACAAGGAGAUCAGCGAGGUCAAGAUGUCCCAUGCCAAGCUCAAAAAGUUGCUGGCCGAGACCAACACGGAGCUCGGCCAUGCGGUGCGACGUGCGGAGCAAUAUGAGGCAGAGGUAAAACGCUUGCGACAGCGCGUUGAAGAGCUGAAACGUGAAUUGGCCGGAGCCGAGGAUGAACUGGACUCGGCCGUUAACCAGGUGCGACGUCUGCAGCGCAGCAACGAUGAGCUGGUUGGCCAAACUGAGGGUCUGCAGGUGCAGAUACAACAUUUACAGAACAGACUCCGUAGCUAUGGCUCGACAAGUUUGCUGCUCGACGAUGAAACUGAGGGAAACAGCGAUUGAUCUAAACGUAGAAGUUUCGUGCAAACAAACAUUCGCUUUUAGUAUUCUAUUUACUGUUAAGUAUUAAUUUAAAUUCUAAAUCUAAUUCUAAUUUAGUUUAAUAUCGUUUCGAGGCCGCAAUUUGCCACACUCACUUGGCCUUUGAAACUUCAUCCUGGGAUAUGAUAUAUGAUAUGAAUAAUGAGCCAGGUUUGUGCAUUAUACUGGAAGUUCAGGUUUGAAAGCAGUUUAAAAGACCUUUUAAAAUUGAAAUAUUCUGUAUUAUUUUCAUAGAAAUCCAGUGCGAAUGCAGUAGUUGAGUGAACUCGACUACGAUAUACCCUGUACCCAGCCAAGUUUCCCUUCAAAAGUUGUCCUUUAAAAUUGUGGCUUUUGUUGCAAUCGGAAAUCGAUAAAUGUAUCGAUAAUUGAGAAACGGAUGCAGUUUUCGAUAAAAUUAAGCAAACGUGUUCUGUCUAAGUCUGUAGCUCCUAUAUGUCUGAAGACAAACGGAUGUACAGACGGACAUGGCUAUAUCGACUCGGCUGCUGAUUCUGAUCAAGAAUAUAUAUACUUAAUGGGGUCGUAGAUGCCUUCUUCUCUCUGUUACAUACUUUUGCACAAAACCCGUUUAAUCUUUUUACCAGAAUUUUAAUGGGUUCAGUAAAUAGAAAUCAUAAUAAUAAUAAUUAUAAUGUGACCCGAAAAUGUUGAAUAGAUUUUUUAACUUCAACAUAAUCCAUCUAUUCUAAUCAGCGUAAAAAAGCAUAGCAUACAACUUAGUGGAAAUUAAAAAAUUACACUUUUCAAGGAUAUUCAUUAGAAUUACACAGUUUGUAUUACAAAGUCUUUAAACUAGAGUCAAAAAUGUUAAUUUUGAAAUGAAAAUUACUGGUAAAGAUUGAUUAAAAAAUGCCCGAGAAUCCCUAAGUUAUACACCCCCGUAAAGAGCAUUUGUUCCACUUGUUUUUAGAUGUUAUUUUACUGGUAUCGAGAGUAUUUUGGAGUCGGUUACGUCUGACUUUUUUCCUCGAAUUAGCGCCUCUAUUCAUUGUAUGCCUAGUGCCAUAACUCAAGCUAAAACUUCGAAAACAUUUCACAGCAUUUUAGGGUUUAGUGCGUAUUCCAUUUACUAUACCCAAUAUUCAGAUCUCCUCAACUUUUGUAUUGUGCUUAUACAAAAAAAAAAAAAAAAAUUUACUUACUAAACACACAACCCAAAAACCGAUUUUAUACCAGAAUAAAAUGAGUUUCCUGUCCCUCUGUGAAAGUAUGAAUAUUUUCAUGACUCCAUUUUAAUAACUUUUCUACUAAUGUGAAAAUAUCACUUAUCUUGCCCUUAUGGUCCUGCACCUGCAUUCAUUGCCAAUAACCAAUCGACAGCCUAAACUGUUGCAUACAUAUGAAAUAUACAUAAAUAUAUUUGUUGGCCGUAGGAAAGGCUACAGUUUUACGAUAAAUAUUGGGCCAGGAAAACAUGAAAUAUUAAAAUUUAAGAUUGACUUUAUAAACGAUUUCGAUGUGCUCUUAAAUAUUUGCGAACUUUUGCUGACUAUGUUUGUAUUUUCUGAGGGAAGUGGAUUAAA